Molecule: messenger RNA, 1608 nt
Organism: Parastagonospora nodorum SN15
Lineage: Eukaryota; Fungi; Ascomycota; Dothideomycetes; Pleosporales; Phaeosphaeriaceae
Exons: 3
Coding region: 1-1608 (535 amino acids)
Source: RefSeq, a predicted model, not a curated record
AUGGCCACCAUCCAUAAGCAGAUCAUCAAUAGCACUUUAGGCGACGGUGCAUCUGUUGCUGAGUUACUUCGGCGUCAAGCCACUUUUCUCAGCGAUACUGAGUUGCCGACUGAGCUGCGAUCGCGAGGACUGGAGCUCUUCAACACUGCACUCUUCACUGAUACGCCAGCCACGUCGCAGGCGAGGCGAUCAGUCGUGACGGUACUCAGACAUACUAUCGAGGCUAUAGAAGCUCUCUACAUCGGAUCCGACCGACAACAAGCCGCAGUCCGUGAAGCCGACAAAUCUCAAGGUAGCGCAAUGGGCGGCAUUGAGGAUGAGCCCGUGCCUGACGAACAGAAAUUCAGCUCAGCCCACAAACCCACUAAGCAACGCAAGGAGCUUGGAAUCUCAAAAAGCCCGCGAGUGCAAGCCGCUCUUGAAGCGCGACGAAAGCGACGCGAUCUCACGCAUGCACCUCGCAUGUCUGCAACCACGGGUGUACUGAAGGCUCUCAAUCGCCCGAGACGUACUGCAACUUCAGGGCCCGCCAAACGCAUCAAUGCAAUCAGCGAAGGAAUCGAGAAAACCAGCAACGCCACUAACAUGCCGUCUCCUGUAAGCGCUCUAAUCGGAGAUGUUUGCUCCUCACCCUCAGCACAUGCUAACAAAGCCCAGCCGACAUUUACAAACCGCACAACCAGGUCCAAAGGUAUCGGUAGCAAACCAAACUCCACGCCAGAGAAGCCUAGCUUGAUUGUGAAGCUGCACAUUCCAUCUCCAUCGCUUCUUACUAUAAUCACCACCACCACCAUGAAGCAAGAAAAGCCAGUCCGCCGGUCCAAGCGUGUGAAGGUCAAGAGCGAAGGAUUCGUUACCAACAAAACUCACGACACGAUCAAGCACUCGGGCCAGGACCCCAUCAGCCAAAUCACUCGCCAGCAGCACUCCUUCAACCUCUCAGUCGCGCUCCAAUACAUCAUGGGAAACCACUUCGUCCUCGACAACAUCCUCACCGUCCAUCCCCGCCGCUCCAACGACGCACAGAAACGACAAGAGCCUUCCAUUGCACCCACGACCCAACAUACAUACACUUCCCCCCCCUUCCCCAAACUCCCCGCGCCCCGCCGCGCCCCCUUCUAUCUCGGCGCCACCAUCGCGCUGUCCAACAUCCUCGAGGACCACGCGCUGUACCCCGAUGAGACGUUGCUUGAGACCAUCAAGGGCCUGGAAGACGACCUGCCGACGUUUGAAAGGGAUGAUUGGGAGCAUAGGACGGUGGUGAAGGGCGGGAUGUGGGUUUGUGGGAUGGUGAGAGAGGCGGGGGGAUUGGGGUUGAAGGGAGGUGGAGAGAAGGGAGAGGAGGUGAAGAAGGGGAAGGGGAAGGGGAAGAGGAAGAGGAAGAGAAUUGAAAGUGGGGAUGAAGAGGUGGAUGUUGUUGAGAUAGUGCAGAGAUUGGAGGAAUGGGUGGAGAGGGAGUGGGAGAGAACAAGGCCUGCGGAGAAGGUAGUGGUGGUGCUGGCUGAAGAGGAUGGAGAUGAUGGUGAGAGCGAAGAUGACUGUGGGUCUGGAAGUCGGUACCGUACGCCUGAGGUUGAGGACUUCGAGAGGAGGAAGAGAAAGAGUUAG